AUGAUUGGAAGUUACCUGUUUCAUUUAUGGAAGCGCAGCAAGAAAACGACCUUUUCAGAGGCUUUAAGAUUUAAUGCAGAUUAUGGUGUUUUCGAAGUAAUUAAUAAUGCUCCACAACUUCUGGAAAAGCAACUCAGAAAAAUUCUACAAAGCCAGCAGCCUCGAAAUCCCAUCUAUGAUGUCGUAAGGAGGGGGAAGAAUGAUGCUAGACCUCCUGCAAUGAGUGCCUCCUUGGACAAGGACACCAUCAAUGUCAACUACAAUAUUAUGUGUCUUAGUCGUGAGCAAGGUAUUAAGUGGAUCAAGAAAGAAAGACUCCCUGCAUUUUUGGAAAGUGACUGCUACUUUGAAUACAGGCCUCCUAUACUCAAACAAAAGAUUGGUUUACAUUGGCAAAGGAGAGUCAGCAAACAUCAACAACCUUUUCAUUACACAGCAGAGAGGAGCCACCACUUAUCUCUUCCGUUUCUGAGAGUUUUAUCUUUAAUGAUGGAGUUCACCCCAGGACGAAAAAGGACCCAUCUCAUCCCACGGCAUUGAUUUCUGAGUUUGAAGAAGGCUCCGUGGCUGUCCGUGACACUCCUUCCCAAGCUCUUCUGCGAGUGUACCUUGAAAAGCAAGAGGAUGCUAAU
This is a messenger RNA of Echinops telfairi (small Madagascar hedgehog), 632 nucleotides long. Its product is annotated as regulator of G-protein signaling 22-like. Lineage: Eukaryota; Metazoa; Chordata; Mammalia; Afrosoricida; Tenrecidae. The transcript has 5 exons. Bases 1 to 540 code for a protein of 179 amino acids. Gene Ontology annotation, biological process: regulation of signal transduction. The record is from RefSeq and is a predicted model, not a curated record. Gene Ontology annotation, molecular function: G-protein alpha-subunit binding.